UCCCAAGCAAAUAACAGACUCUCAUAACUACUCCCUACAAAGGUCCAACGGGAGUUACUCAACAAACUCCUUCCAUUUCCUCCUUAGAGCUUGUUUUGAAUUCUAAUCUAAAAGUUAUUAUGGAAACCACAGGAAUCAUGUGUAGCUCUGGCCGUGGAUGUUUCGUGCCCGAAGCAUCCGCCGUAUCAGCUCAGCGUUCACUUGCUGUUUUGCCUCCACCUUCUAUUUCAAGAUCAUUCAAGCCAUUUAAAUCAAGUUCUAUCUUUGGUGAAUCUUUACGUACCGUGGCCAAAUCAUCUGCAAAGCUUUUGAAGGCCAAGGCUUCAACUUCACCUGUCACCAAAUGUGAACUCGGGGAUAGUUUGGAAGAGUUUUUGGCCAAAGCAACACCAGACAAGAAUUUGAUUAGAGUGAUGAUGUGCAUGGGGGAAGCCAUCAGAACUAUCGCCUUCAAAGUCAGGACUGCCUCUUGUGGUGGAACAGCCUGUGUGAACUCCUUUGGUGAUGAACAACUUGCAGUUGAUAUGCUCGCAGAUAAGUUGCUUUUUGAUGCCUUGACUCAUUCUCACUUCUGCAAAUACGCUUGCUCUGAGGAAGUUCCUGAGCUUCAGGAUAUGGGAGGCCCAACUGAAGGAGGAUUCAGUGUUGCUUUUGAUCCACUUGACGGUUCUAGCAUUGUCGACACCAAUUUCACAGUAGGUACCAUCUUUGGAGUUUGGCCUGGAGAUAAGCUAACAGGUGUAACUGGAAGAGAUCAAGUUGCAGCUGCAAUGGGUAUCUACGGUCCCCGAACAACUUAUGUUAUUGCCAUCAAAGGUUUCCCAGGGACCCAUGAAUUCCUUCUUCUCGAUGAAGGUAAAUGGCAACAUGUCAAAGAAACCACAGAAAUCAAUGAAGGAAAAAUGUUCUCCCCCGGAAAUUUGAGAGCCACAUUCGACAACGCUAACUAUGAUAAGCUUGUCAAUUACUAUGUUAGAGAGAAGUACACAUUGCGAUACACCGGAGGAAUGGUUCCUGACGUUAACCAGAUUAUUGUGAAAGAGAAGGGUGUAUUCACAAAUGUGAUAUCCCCAACUUCAAAAGCCAAGUUGAGGUUAUUAUUCGAGGUAGCUCCAUUGGGUUUAUUAGUUGAAAAUGCUGGUGGAUACAGUAGUGAUGGAUACAUAUCAGUUCUAGAUAAGGAGAUUACUGCUCUUGAUGAAAGAACUCAAGUUGCCUACGGAUCAAAGAAUGAGAUUAUCCGGUUCGAAGAAACUAUGUAUGGAAAAUCUAGGCUGGCUGGUACCCCUGUUGGAGCUACUGCUUAAAUGUUUUUUUUUUAAGUAAUUGAUUUGCAAGGUUAUUUUUCAUAAACGCGAACUGAAUUUUGCAUUUCACAUUUAUAUACUACGUUGAGAGAUUCAUAGUUUCAAAUUACAAUGUCGGAAUGGAGAUGUACUGAGAAUCUGAGAUGAUGCAAAAACAAGCAAAGAACUUGCUGUUUCUGUUU
Molecule: messenger RNA, 1489 nt
Organism: Papaver somniferum (opium poppy)
Lineage: Eukaryota; Viridiplantae; Streptophyta; Magnoliopsida; Ranunculales; Papaveraceae
Product: sedoheptulose-1,7-bisphosphatase, chloroplastic-like
Exons: 8
Coding region: 120-1307 (395 amino acids)
Biological process (GO): gluconeogenesis; fructose metabolic process; fructose 1,6-bisphosphate metabolic process
Cellular component (GO): cytoplasm
Molecular function (GO): fructose 1,6-bisphosphate 1-phosphatase activity
Source: RefSeq, a predicted model, not a curated record